CUCGGGGGAGCUGAGAAGCCGACACCUCGGGGUGCGCAGCGCAGUCCCGGAGCUCGGUGCUGCGCCGCGUGCUGCGCCCGGGACACGCUCGCUCGUUCGGCUAGGCUCCGGACCCGGGACUAGGGGCGCCGGGCGCCCAACUCCGCCUGCUGCACGAACUUCUCUCGGCCGCCCCCACCCCGGGUUAAGUCGGGGAGCCCCCACCCCCACAGGCUCCGGGACCGCGGCGGGCGGCGCCCUCCACUACUUUUCAGCGCGGGAGAAGCAGAGGAAAGCCGGGGAGCUGAGUUUCCUGGAAGCGGCGCCUGGCACAUGGAGUGAGCGCGUCCGGCGGCUCUAGGCACCAUGGGGCGCUGCUCCCUGGCUGCCUACCCGGUCCCUUAGCCCCUCACCCCGGCGCCCCGGGACUCGCGGAUCGCAGCCGGCCUCCGAGUCCUCUUGCCCAGCCGCCAGAGCCGGAGGGUCGGGGGUGGCCCCGGCAUGGAGUUGCACGCGCUGUGUGGAUUCCUCUACUGGCUGCUGCUGCCCUUCUCCCUUCUAGCGGCCUGCCUGUUCCGGAUCAAUGGUCUGUCAUUCAUUUAUCUACUUUUCCUGCUGCUCUUGCCUUGGUUCCGGGGGCCCACCAAACACAGCAUCAAAGGUUGCACAGGUCACCUCCUCCGAGCCCUCCUUUGCAUCAGCACCCUCUUCCUCGUCGCUCAUGUCGCCUUUCAGAUAUGUCUGCACACCGUGCCCGGCCUGGACGAGAGCCUGGGAACCAACUGCAGUUCCUGGGAGAUUCUGUCCUACCAUGUGGGAGUCACCAGGCUGAAUCUGAAUGACAUCCCCAACACCGUUCGCUUGGUGGUCCCAGACCUGGGCAUCCUUGUGGUCUCCUCCAUCUGCUUGGGCGUCUAUAACCGCCUCGUGAAGAAGGCCCGCCGCGCCCGGCGCUCGAUGGUCCCGGAGCCUCUGGAGCAGGACAAUGAUGAGAGGGAGACCAAUGCUAAUCAUCAAGUGUGGCCACAAGGAAUUCCAGAGGCCUCAAAUCGGGCAUCCCGCCUGGCCGUGAAGCUCAGGGUCACCGUCCAUUGGCUGCUGAAAGCGAUGGGAAACACGUUGGCCAUCGUAUUGUUGGCACUGGCAGGUAUCACUCUGCCCUCUGCCUUCUCCAGCAUCUACUACUUGCUGUUCCUGGGCCUCUGUACCUGGUGGGCCUGCCACUUCCCCAUCAGCCACCUGGGCUUCAAUGCCCUCUGUGUGAUGGUUGGCUGCUUUUCCGGUGGCCACCUCCUCUGCCUCUACUGCUAUCAGACGUCCUUUAUACAGACACUGCUUCCACCUGCUAGCAUCUGGGCCAGGGUUUUUGGUCUCAAAGACAUCGUCAGCCUCGUCAACUGCUCCAACCCCAACGCCCUCGUCCUUAACACCAGCCACGACUGGCCUGUCUACGCAAAUCCGGGCGUCCUGCUGCUGCUAUACUAUACUGUGGUCUUGCUGCUCAAACUGAGGAGGAUGGAGCCCUCUGACCAGAAGGAGGAUGCUGAAGGAGAACAAGAAGUGGAGUUGAUGGAGGUGGGCCAGGCGCCCAAAGGGCGGAGCCGAGCCAUGGAGGAAACCAAGAAUAUGCUGCCAGGGAGUCCCACUGAUUCCACAGAGAACUGCACCAUACACGUCUUGAACAGCGAGACGCAUCGUCCGGGAAGUAAUCAAGCUGAGCCCAGGGAGACCUCAUCUCUGCAUGCCCUUGGCCAUGUCAUCAUGAACCAGAGCUAUGUGUGUGCUCUCAUCGCCAUGAUGGUGUGGAGCAUCACCUACCACAGCUGGCUGACCUUUGUCUUGCUGCUAUGGGCCUGCCUCAUCUGGAUUGUACGGAGCCGUCACCAUUUCGCCAUGAUCUGCUCCCCCUUUAUUCUGCUCUACGGGCUGGCCCUCUGCAGUCUGCAGUAUGUCUGGGCCAUGGACUUGGAACCUGAACUCCCCAAGAAGGUUGGCUUCAUGAGCUUGCACCAGCUGGGGCUGGAACACAGUCGCUACCCCUGUCUUCACCUGGGUGCCAUGCUGCUUUGCACUUUGACCUUUUGGCUCCUGCUGCGCCAGUUUGUGAAGGAGAAGCUACUUAAAAAGAAGCAGUCUCCAGCCACCCUCAGAGAGGUCACUGUGAGUGAAUUUGGAGAACACACACGGACCCGGGUGUUACUCAAGAAAUUAGGGGAGUUGGUGACAGACUUUUAUGCCAAGUACUGGAUCUACGUCUGCGCCGGCAUGUUUAUCGUGGUCAGCUUUGCUGGACGCCUCGUAGUCUACAAAAUUGUCUACAUGUUUCUCUUCCUGCUCUGCCUCACCCUAUUCCAGGUCUAUUACAGCCUAUGGCGCAAGCUGCUAAAGGUGUUCUGGUGGCUGGUGGUGGCGUACACCAUGCUGGUGCUGAUUGCUGUCUACACCUUCCAGUUCCAGGAUUUCCCCAUGUACUGGCGCAAUCUGACCGGCUUCACUGAUGAGCAAUUACAAGACCUCGGGCUGGAGCAGUUCAGCGUCUCCAAGCUCUUCUACAGCAUCCUCAUCCCUGGCUUCUUCCUCCUUGCCUGCAUCCUCCAGCUGCACUACUUUCACCGGCCUUUUAUGCGCCUCACCGACCUGGAGCACAUCCCACCGCCGAGCAGCCGCCACCAGCUGUGGGCUCAGAGGCAGGAGGAGGACAGCCGAGCUCUGCUGCAGGAUGAGGAGGGGGCCCCCAGGGAGGAGCCCGGUGGGGUUCACCCCGACCCUGACAAUGCUGACUCGGACUGUGAAGAUUUGCCCAGUAAGUGGGGCCUGGUGGCCGAGCGGCUGAUGGUGCUUGCGGGCCGCUUCUCUGACAUGCUGACCCAGGUGCAGGUGUUCGUCCGGCGCCUGCUGGAACUCCACAUCUUCAAGCUGGUGGCUCUGUACACGGUCUGGGUGGCGCUGAAGGAGGUGUCGGUGAUGAACUUCCUCUUGGUGGUGCUGUGGGUGUUUGCCCUGCCCUACCCCCGCUUCCGCCAUAUGGCCUCCUGCCUCUCCACCAUCUGGACCUGCAUCAUCAUAGUCUGCAAAAUGCUCUACCAGCUGAAGAUUGUCAGUCCCCAUAAGUACUCCAGCAACUGCACUGAGCCACUCCUCAACAGCACCAACCUAGAGAAGUCCGAGAUCAGCAGUUCGGUGCUCUACCAGAAGCCGGUGGACCCUGCCAACUGGUUUGGGAUCCGCAAGGACGUCUCUAACCUUGGUUACAUCCAGAAUCACCUGCUGAUCCUCCUCUUGUUGGUGUUCGAGGCCAUCGUGUACCGCCGCCAGGAAUAUUACAGAAAACAGUACCAGGUGGCGCUGCCCCCUGCCCAGAUUGUCUGCCCUGAGGGUACGCGCCACCACCUGGACCAGGGCCUCCUCAGCUGUAUCAAGUACUUCAUCAACUUCUUCUUCUAUAAAUUUGGCCUGGAGAUCUGCUUCCUGAUGACGGUAAAUGUGAUUGGCCAACGCAUGAACUUCAUGGUGAUCCUCCAUGGUUGUUGGCUGGUUGCGAUCCUCACUCGCCGACGCCGGGAAGCCAUUGCCCGUCUUUGGCCCAAAUACUGCCUCUUCUUGGCUGUCUUCCUACUUUACCAAUAUCUACUAUGUGUGGGCAUCCCCCCUGCCCUCUGCAUUGAUUACCCAUGGCGCUGGAGCAGCACCAUUCCCAUGAACUCUGCACUCAUCAAGUGGCUGUACCUGCCCGAUUUCUUCAUGCGUCCCAACUCUACUAACCUCAUCAGCGACUUCCUUCUGCUGCUGACCGCCUCCCAGCAGUGGCUGGUGUUCGUUGCCGAGCGGACUGAGGAGUGGCAACACACAGCUGGACUCAACACGGACUACCUGGAGCCACUACGUGGGGAGCCAAACCCUGUACCCAACUUUAUCAACUGCAGAUCCUACCUGGACAUGCUGAAAGUGGCGGUGUUCCGCUACCUCUUCUGGCUGGUGCUGGUGGUGGUGUUCAUCACAGGCGCCACGCGUAUCAGCAUCUUUGGCCUGGGCUACCUGCUCGCCUGUUUCUACCUGCUGCUCUUCGGGACCAGCCUACUGCAGAAGAACACCAAGGCCCAGCUGGUGCUGUGGGACUGCCUCAUUCUGUACAACGUCACCGUCAUCAUCUCCAAGAACAUGCUUUCGCUCCUUUCCUGCGUCUUUGUACAGCAAAUGCAGAAUAAUUUCUGUUGGGUCAUCCAGGUCUUCAGCCUGGUGUGCACAGUCAAAGGCUACUAUGAUCCCAAAGACAUGAGCAAGGACCAAGACUGUAUGUUGCCCGUGGAGGAGGCUGGGAUCAUCUGGGACAGCAUUUGCUUCUUCUUCCUCCUUCUACAACGUCGGAUCUUCCUUAGUUACUAUUUCUUGCAUGUCAUGGCUGACCUUCAGGCCACAGCACUACAGGCUUCCAGGGGCUUCGCUCUGUAUAAAGCCUCCAUUCUUAAGAGCAUCGAUUUCCAUCGGCAGGCAGAGGAGAAGUCCUUGGCGCAGCUGAAAAGACAGAUGGAAAGGAUUCGGGCCAAACAGGAGAAGCAUCGCCCUGGGCAGACAUCCAGUGAAUGCCCUGAGGACCCAGAUCAAGAUCCAGAGCCAACUGGCCCGAGCAACUCUUCCCAAUCCAGAAGGCGAUGGUGGCGGCCCUGGUUAGACCAUGCCACAGUGAUCCACUCUGGGGAUUACUACCUGUUUGAGUCUGACAGUGAGGAAGAGGAAGAGGCUCUGCCCGAGGACCCCAGACCUUCAUCACAGAGUGCCUUCCAGCUGGCAUACCAGGCCUGGGUGACCAAUCCCCAGACUGUUCUGAGGAGACGGCAGCAGGAGCAGCAGGAGCAGCAGCAGCAAGAGGCUGGGGAAGGGCCCUCGAGUGGGCCUCUGGCAGAGUCGGAGCUGUCUGAAAGCCCGGAAGAACUGCCAGGCAGGAACAACGUGAUGCAGCGGCUCCUGAACAUCCUGCACUUCCUGUGGGUGCUGGGCCAGGCAGGGGUGGACGGGCUGACCCAGUGGCUCAACACCUUCACCCAGCACCACGCCACCAUAUCCACCGUGCUUCGGGCCGAGCGCUACGUGCUCACUCAGGAACUGCUCAAGGGAGGAGAAGUUCAGCGGGGCGUGCUGGACGGGCUGUACCUGAAGGAGGGGGAAGAGGAGCUUGGGCUGCAGAGCCCCUUCAGCAGAGACUUCCACAGCAGCACAGCUUCAAGUGGGCAUGGGGCCGAGGAGAUAUUCAGCAGCGCGACAGAAUACACGGGGGUCACGAGCCCCCUGACCACGGGCUACAACACCCAGAGCAACAGCGAGGAGCUCAUCGGGGGCCUGGACACACUGGAGGACGGGGACUCCAUUCAGGGCUCCCAAGAGCUCCUGGCCCACCCCAGUAUCCGGACCAGGACAGCAAGUGAACUGCUCCUCAACAGGCGCGUCAGGUUCGAGGAGCUGGAGGCCUCGGAGCGCUUCUACGCGAGCCAGGGCCGGGCGCUGAGGCUGCUGCAGGCCCUCUACCUCUGUGUGGCGGCCCACUCGGAGCUGGUCUGCUACUUCAUCAUCAUCCUCAACAACAUGGUCACAGCCUCCUCCGCCUCCCUGGUGCUGCCCGUGCUGGUCUUCCUCUGGGCCAUGCUGUCCAUUCCCCGGCCCAGCAAGCGCUUCUGGAUGACCGCCAUCAUCUUCACCGAGGUGAUGGUGGUGAUCAAGUACCUGUUCCAGUUCGGCUUCUUCCCCUGGAACAGCUCCUCGGUGCUGCGGCGCUACGAAAACAAGCCCUACUUUGCCCCGAGGAUCCUGGGGCUGGAGAAGACCGACAGCUACAUCAAGUACGACCUGGUGCAGCUGCUGGCCCUCUUCUUCCACCGCUCCCUGCUGCUGUGCUACGGUCUCUGGGACCACGAAGGGGACACGUUCACCAAGGAGCAGGACCCGGCUGAAGACCCAAAAGAGCGGACCCUGGAGGAGGAGGCUGAGCCGGCGGCAGCGCAGGACGAGGCGGGGGCCUGGGGCCCGGACCAGCCCGAGGCUCAGGAGGCGGUCCCGGCCGAAGGCGGCAGCCAGGAGGAGGCCCCCCCUCAGGCCCAGGAGCCCAGGGACACCAAUCGCCUCAGCCUCCGCUUCAGGAGGAGGAAGAAGAGCAAAGCGCCCGUGGGGCCGGCGGCCAUCGAGGAAGAGGAAGAACUGAGGGGGAAAAAGAAGAGGAAAAGCCGUCCCCAGGAGAAGAUGAAGGCCACGGGACUCAAGAUCAAACACUUCUGCAAGACCAUGGUGCAGAACAUCUACCAGCCCAUCCGCUGUUUCUUCUGGGACAUCCUCCACACCCAGUACCGAGCAGCCACUGAUGUCUACGCCCUCAUGUUCCUGGCAGAUGUUGUUGACUUCAUCAUCAUCGUCUUCGGCUUUUGGGCUUUUGGGAAACACUCGGCUGCCACGGACAUCACCUCCUCCCUGUCAGAUGACCAGGUUCCCGAGGCCUUCCUCGUCAUGCUGCUCAUCCAGUUUGCCACGAUGGUCAUCGAUCGGGCCCUGUACCUGCGCAAGACUGUGCUGGGAAAGCUCAUCUUCCAGGUCAUCCUAGUGUUUGGGAUCCACCUCUGGAUGUUCUUCAUCCUGCCCGCCGUCACCGAGAGGAUGUUCAACCAGAAUGCUGUGGCCCAGCUGUGGUACUUUGUGAAGUGCAUCUACUUUGCCCUGUCAGCGUAUCAGAUCCGAUGUGGAUACCCCACCCGCAUCCUGGGCAACUUCCUUACCAAGAAAUACAAUCACCUCAACCUCUUCCUGUUCCAAGGAUUCCGGCUGGUGCCAUUCUUGGUGGAGCUACGGGCUGUGAUGGACUGGGUGUGGACAGACACUACAUUAUCCCUAUCCAACUGGAUGUGCGUGGAGGAUAUCUACGCCAACAUCUUUAUCAUCAAGUGCAGCCGAGAGACGGAGAAGAAAUACCCACAGCCCAAAGGGCAGAAAAAAAAGAAAAUUGUCAAGUACGGCAUGGGGGGGCUCAUCAUCCUCUUCCUCAUCGCCAUCAUCUGGUUCCCGCUGCUCUUCAUGUCGCUGGUGCGCUCUGUGGUCGGCGUGGUCAACCACCCCAUCGAUGUCACCGUCACCCUCAAGCUCGGGGGCUAUGAGCCCCUGUUCACCAUGAGUGCCCAGCAGCAGUCCAUCGUGCCCUUCACACCUGACACCUACGAAAAGCUGACCAGGAAAUUUGACCCCUUCCCGCUGGCCAUGCAGUUCAUCAGCCAGUACAGCUAUGAGGACAUCGUCACGGCCCAAAUCGAGGGCAGCUCGGGGGCCCUGUGGCGCAUCAGCCCCCCGAGCCGGGAGCAGAUGAAAAAGGAGCUCUACAAUGGCACCUCCGACAUCACCCUUCGCUUCACCUGGAACUUCCAGAGAGACCUGGCCAAGGGAGGCACAGUGGAGUACACCAACGACAAGCACACCAUGGACCUCAGCCCCAACAGCACCGAGCGGAGGCAGCUGGCCGGCCUGCUGGAGGGCACCACUACCAAGCCUGUGGUCAUCCCUCACCUCUUCCCCAGAUACAUCCGUGCCCCCAACGGCCCCGAGGCCAACCCGGUGAAGCAGCUGCAGCCAGAGGAGGAAAAGGACUACUUGGGGGUGAACCUGUCCCUGCAGCAAAGUUGGGAGAGAGGCACCUCCCUCGAAUGGUGGGUGAUCACCCUCCAGGACUGUCAGCCUGACUGUAACAUCCUGCCCAUGGUCAUCUUCAGCGACAAGGUCAGCCCCCCCAGCCUGGGCUUCCUGGCCGGCUACGGAAUCAUGGGGCUGUACGUGUCCAUAGUGCUGGUGAUCGGGAAGUUUGUCCGCGGCUUCUUCAGCGAGAUCUCGCACUCCAUCAUGUUUGAGGAGCUGCCCUGCGUGGACCGCAUCCUGAAGCUCUGCCAGGACAUCUUCCUGGUGCGCGAGACCCAGGAGCUGGAGCUGGAAGAAGAGCUGUACGCCAAACUCAUCUUCCUCUACCGCUCCCCGGAGACCAUGAUCAAGUGGACCCGCGAGAAGGACUAGGAGCUCCCAAGGCUCUCCUCCCCAGCCUGGGGAGGCUGCACCAGAAGCAGGCCGGGAGGCUCGGACUUUGGGGGCGGGGCCCAUCUGGACCCCUCCACAGGGGCUGAUGCUGCCCCAUACGGCUGCUCCCGGCGCCUGAGAAGGCCCGGCCAGGCCUGGGCCCCGUGCUGCCCACUGGACCCAAGGCAGGCGGCCUGGCCCCGGAGGGCACGGGCCCUCCUGCAUGGGCGCCAAGCCGCAGAGCCCCAGGCUGUCUGUGUGUGGUUGGGACCCCCAGGGCCCUGUCAGGGUGCUCCGCCCACCCCCGUGUCCCAGCUCCAGCCUGAGGGCUGAGCGUGCAGCUGCCCGAGGUGCCAGUCAGGCCGCCGAGGGAUCUGGGCCUGCCCACAUGUACUGUAGAGUUUUCUAAUUAAAAACGAUUUAUUUAUACAGACGGACGAUUAAACAGCGAGUUGCGGCC
Molecule: messenger RNA, 8470 nt
Organism: Sarcophilus harrisii (Tasmanian devil)
Lineage: Eukaryota; Metazoa; Chordata; Mammalia; Dasyuromorphia; Dasyuridae
Gene: PIEZO1
Product: piezo type mechanosensitive ion channel component 1
Exons: 51
Coding region: 481-8010 (2509 amino acids)
Biological process (GO): regulation of membrane potential; cellular response to mechanical stimulus; detection of mechanical stimulus
Cellular component (GO): endoplasmic reticulum; plasma membrane
Molecular function (GO): mechanosensitive monoatomic ion channel activity; monoatomic cation channel activity
Source: RefSeq, a predicted model, not a curated record